Molecule: messenger RNA, 4441 nt
Organism: Monodelphis domestica (gray short-tailed opossum)
Lineage: Eukaryota; Metazoa; Chordata; Mammalia; Didelphimorphia; Didelphidae
Cellular component (GO): membrane
Source: RefSeq, a predicted model, not a curated record
ACAUUGUACCUAGGUAAUCUGAGGAGGAAAAAAAAAGAUUUUAAAAAAGAAAAGAAAAGAAAAGAAAAUCCCCUCGCCUUAGAAGAGUCAGGAGAGCUGGAGUGGAGGGGCACGUCAGAGUUCCCUCCCCUGGAGCCAAACUCUAUGGGAACUUUUUCUGCAGAAAUAGAUAACUAAGCGGUGAGUCAAGGCUUGGCUACAGAAGAGGAUGGAAGGUUUGAAAGAAGGGGGAGUGUUUGACCGGUUCUGUCUCUAUUUCUCUCUCCUGGAACAGAGACAAGAGGGACGUCAAAUCAUGACGUCAAAAAAAUAAUUAAAAACAAAAGCUUUGGGAAAGAAAAGUUCGUUGUGUUCUCUGCCCUGUGCAUCAGGUGGGAGGAGGGAGAAGCACGGAAGGGUGGUGUUGGUGCCGGCCCCUUUCAGUACCCCCAUCCCUUUCUGGGCUGUUUCUCAAUCGCUGACUCAGCUGACGAGUCUAGGCUCUUGAAACGAUUGAAAGGAUUCAGCUGAAGAAAAAAGGAAGUUUGUAAGGAGAGAUAAGAGUUGAGCUGUCCCGUCCACCCGGCUCAGUUGCAUCAGCGAAUGGUCAAGUAGUUGCGGAGCCCCGACAAACCAGGUUACUGGGGGGAAAGGAGGCUCGGGAGUGUUUCCUCCCAGCAGCUUUGUGGGCGGGAGCCUGGGCCGGCUUGAGGGAUUUGGAGGCGUUUCUUGAUGAUGCAACCGACAAACACAAGCACGUGAGAGCUCAGAGCGGGAGGAAACUAGAAACUGAAGGCUGGAGGAGGCAGUGUAGCUCUGGGCGCUACCAGGAGGAAUUCGAGCUCUCCGGUGUCAAGAGGUCCUUUCUGCCUGCCAAAGUGCAGGGAACCUCCACAGCUCGCGGCCAAACUUCAUGGGAUCCAGAAGAAUGAGCACCCAGUAGGAGUUAUCUUCAUGAUGCUGAGGUUGCUGCUUCUUGGUUCCAUGCUUUUGAGAGGCACCAUUGUCUCUGCAGUGGAGAUAUCCUCUCUGAACGGGACCGUGGGAAAAUCUAUCCUGCUCUGUAUAGCCACAGAUUAUGGAAAUGAGACUCGGUCAAUUGAAUGGAUUGAUAAGACUCGCAAUCAACUCCUGUUCAAGAUCCAGCCGGGGGAAACUGAGUCAAACUGGACUACCGCCCAGGACACAUACAAAGGGAGGCUGUCUGUACAUGAUAUGCGUUGUCUGAAGAUUGAGAAUCUGACCUCUGAAGACAGUGGUCUCUAUGAAGUAGAAAUCAAGUUGAACACUGGAGAAAUAAAACCUCAGAUCUUCAACGUGACUGUGUCUGGCACUGUGACUACAGGAUCCAACAUGAAACCACAGAAUUACUGGAUCUCAAUUGGCAUCCCAGUGGGUAUAGUCUGUGUUGUCCUCCUAGGGAUCGGAGUCCUGCUGUGUAAAGGCUUUUUCAAAAAAAGAAAAACGCCACAAGUGCAAAAUCUCAAGGAUGAGAGAAGACUAGAGGAGGGAAGGGCAGCUCAUCCAAAUGAUUUCCCUUCACAUCAAGAAUUCCAGAUUAAGGAAACAUACAGAGCCUGUAAAAAUGAACUCCCAACCCUUGAAGGAAAUUCUCCUGUGGAAAGUCUUUCUUCUUCUUGGGAUCCUCUCCUGGACACUAGUCACCCUGGACAGACUGAAGGGAGCCAACCUGAGAAGUACAAGGUCAACAUGUCUCAAUCAGACUGCCUACUGCCCCCCAUCCAUUCCUCAGGUUCCUCAGUCUCUGGGGCAUAAUGGGCAUAAUCUAGACCCCAUGGUGGCAAACCUAUAGCACUGUCAACAUGGAAUCUAGGAAUCCCAAACUUGUUACCUAGUGAGAUCUGAUGAACCCCAAUUUUCUGGACUAGCUUAUAGAUUGGAGACCCCAAAGCUUGUACUUGUUCCCUGUUCCCAUGAGGAAUCUACCCUGAAGGGAAACGAUAAUCCUGGUUGCGGGAGAUAAACAUAUGCUAAGGACCAUCUUUGUUUUAGGUAGUCUCCCCUAUUGUAUUAGAACCUUUCUCAGGAAGGUCAGACCUGGGCAUGAACCAUCCUUUAGUAACCAUUGUAAGCAGCCCCCUUCUCUUGCACCCUAGCUUCUAGCUAUGAUUGUAUCUUGUCAGUGUAGUUUGAACACUCCCAUUUUCCUUGUAGCCAUAGUGAUGUCAAUCACCUUUCCCUGCCCCUAGAUUUCCCAAAGGGUAUAUAGGUUCCCCAAGUUCUUUUGUUCCCUGGAGUCCAUCCUGAGUCAGUGGCACUCCCGGGGGCUAGUGACAAGGGAGUCUUGACUCUUGGUGUUAUGGGCAAGAAGGAUACCUUUGGGUAUCCUUUGGCUAAUUAAAUACAGCCACAGCAAGCUCCACCUUUCCUCUUCCUCUCUCUUCCCCUCUCUCUCUCUUCCCCUUUUCCUCUCUUCCAGCUCACACUGAUGCCUGUCCUUGCUGGAGCCUGGCCUCUGGCCAGGCUCUAUCUUUAAUCCUUCUCUAUCUCUCUCACCUGGGACCUGGCCUUCGGCCAGACACUUUCUUUUCUCUAUCAUCUCUCCGACCUGUGUGGUAUUAAGUUUGGAUCACUGGACGGAAAUACGCCUUUGGAAUAGUCCACUGAUCAGAGUUUUGCUGUGGCUCAUUGAUAAUUAAUAAGGCCUGGAUUUCUGACUCAUUCCUGCCACCUCAUAUCAAUAAUUUGGUUCCGCCAUCCCCCUCGUGGUAUCUAAAACUUCUAUCCUUCCUCUAUCUUCCUACCUUAAAGCUUCUAUCCCCUCGGGAAGCUUUAACCUCUGACCAAGGCAGAGGGAGCUUAGGCCCAAAAGGGCCAAGGUGGAAAGAAAUCAGUCCUUGACUCAUGUGACCGAUCUGAAGGGAAGCUUUCUGCGGGCCUCCUCCCUGUCCAAGCUCCUAACACGAGCUAGCAUCUCGCUCUGUCCACAGGAAGUGAGUGAAUUCCAGAGGCUGCUUUCUCCAUCACUUCCUGUGCCUCACAAGUGCCAAUGGUGGCUCAAGCUUGGGUUAGGACAGCCCAGGUGGGCAGUUAGUCAUUUGAUUUGUCAUUGACUAGCACAUGCCCAUGUAGUGUGGGUGUGCACAAUUUUUGGGUGCUAGACCAAGAUGGAAUGGAGACUUUUAAAAUUCACAAUCCCCCCUGAUGAUGAUUGGGGUACUAGUCUCCCCAAUUGAUCACUAAACAUAAGCAUACUGCACCCCCAAAAUUCUAACUGUUAAGUGUAUACAAAAAUUUUUACCCACUAAGAGGAAAACUAUAAUAGUUGUAGAUAUGGAGAAAUAGAGGAGAGAGAAUGACAGCAAACCAAUGUUUUGCUGGGCACAUUGACAAAAGCCAAUUAGGGGGCAGUCCCCUUUGGCAUAAGAGUGUACAUUCAAAAAAUGUUCAAUCAACCAUACCCCAAGGUUCAUUCUGGAUCUUCCUGUAGUGAAAAGGUUUAGAUAUCUUUCUGCAAACAGUUCAUUCUCUAGAUUCAGUUAGUUAGCAAGCUUCUUCUCUGAAGAUCUAUCUCGAACAAAAUUUAAAUCUUGGAUUUUAUGAAAUACAAUCCCCCCUGAAGAAAGUGUUAAAAAAAAAACACUGAGUCCAGCUAAGGCUGCAAGGUUUAGUCGUGGGGGUGUGGGUUAAUCCAAAAGGAAAACAAAACAAAAUAAAAAGCAAAAGAAGAAAAAGGGAAAAAAUUAAGGCAAAAUAUAUACCCUUUAUAUAUACAUAUAUUUAUAUUAAAGAAGAAUUCAAAAUCAGUAUCAAAAUAUCAAAAAAUCUAUAUAUACAAGAUUUUGAAAAAGCAAGAAUAAUAAAAAAAAUUUUUAUUAUUUUUUUUACAAGCCCCUGUAUUAGGGUCCCGUUAAGUAAUUUCUAAUCCCACAAGUCUGUAGGACAGAAUGCAGCAAAUUUCACUUACCCAUUUGCAGCCAAGGCUACAGGAAGUUGCCAUACUAUAGGAAAGGAAAAAGGACAAGAUUCUUAUUUUUAUAGGGAAGUGUCAUUUCCUCAUCUAAUUUUACCUUCAUUCUCAGGGAUGGAGAGAACCAGGAUGUUAGCCAACCUUUGGUACUUGUCUGUAGGUAUUUUCAGAAAGAGUGUGGAUUCAAGGAAGGCCUACAUUUAACAUCUGUCAAGUGGCGCAACCCCGAGUCUCACACUGGGUUCAAGUCCUUAGUAUUGGCUUAGAAAUGCAUUGGUCUUUGAUUUUUAGACCUGUGAGCUCUUUUGGCAUUAUCCAGGUCAUCUCUGUGCUCCUUUUUGAUCCCGUUCCUAGAAUCAGACACAAACAUUAAUCAUAGUCCCACAACAAUUAUCAAUAAAUGGCAGGUUCCCAUAGUCUAAAGCUGUUUGGGUGAGUAUUAAUAAUAAUAGCAAGUAUAUAUAUUUAAACUAAUAUUGUAAAAUAAAAUUAAUAUUGAUUGUAUGUACCUUAAGUAUAUAGAAAUGAGAA